Messenger RNA from Elephantulus edwardii (Cape elephant shrew), 2782 nucleotides. RefSeq names its product protein phosphatase 6, regulatory subunit 3 (gene PPP6R3). Bases 1 to 2625 code for a protein of 874 amino acids. Gene Ontology annotation, cellular component: cytosol; nucleus. Gene Ontology annotation, molecular function: protein phosphatase binding; protein phosphatase regulator activity. The record is from RefSeq and is a predicted model, not a curated record. Lineage: Eukaryota; Metazoa; Chordata; Mammalia; Macroscelidea; Macroscelididae. The transcript has 22 exons.
AUGUUUUGGAAGUUCGACCUGCACUCGUCAUCCCACAUAGACACGCUUCUAGAACGAGAGGAUGUGACGCUGAAGGAGCUGAUGGAUGAGGAGGACGUCCUGCAGGAAUGCAAAGCGCAGAACCGAAAACUUAUAGAGUUUUUGUUAAAAGCAGAAUGCCUCGAAGAUUUAGUCUCAUUCAUUAUAGAAGAGCCACCUCAAGACAUGGAUGAAAAGAUCAGAUACAAGUACCCAAAUAUAUCGUGUGAGCUGCUCACCUCCGAUGUCUCCCAGAUGAACGAUAGACUGGGAGAAGAUGAGGCCUUGCUGAUGAAGUUGUAUAGUUUCCUCCUCAAUGAUUCCCCCUUGAACCCACUGCUUGCCAGUUUCUUCAGCAAGGUGCUAAGUAUUCUAAUCAGCAGAAAACCAGAACAGAUUGUGGAUUUCUUGAAGAAGAAACGUGACUUUGUGGACCUCGUCAUAAAGCACAUAGGAACCUCAGCUAUCAUGGACCUGCUGCUCCGCCUCCUGACAUGCAUUGAGCCUCCUCAGCCCAGGCAAGACGUGCUGAAUUGGUUAAAUGAAGAGAAAAUCAUCCAGAGGCUGGUGGAAAUAGUUCAUCCGUCACAAGAAGAAGAUCGGCAUUCAAAUGCAUCCCAGUCACUUUGUGAAAUUAUCCGCCUGAGCAGAGACCAGAUGCUACAGAUUCAGAACAGUGCGGAGCCGGACCCCCUGCUCGCCACCCUGGAAAAGCAAGAAAUUAUAGAGCAGCUUCUAUCAAAUAUUUUCCACAAAGAGAAAAACGAAACAGCCAUAGUCAGUGCAAUCCAGAUCCUGCUGACGUUACUUGAGACCCGACGGCCAACAUUCGAAGGCCAUGUUGAGAUCUGCCCCCCAGGCAUGAGUCACUCAGCUUGUCUGGUCAGCAAGAGUGUUCUAGAAGCCAUCAGAGGACGAUUGGGGUCUUUUCAUGAACUCCUGCUUGAGCCACCUAAGAAAAGUGUGAUGAAGACCACAUGGGGCGUGCUGGACCCUCCGGUGGGGAACACCCGGCUGAACGUGAUCAGGCUCAUCUCCAGCCUUCUGCAGGCCAAUUCCAGCAGCAUCAACGCUGACCUUGUGGAGCUGAACAGCAUCGCGGUCAUUCUGGACAUGUUUUUCAAGUACACGUGGAACAACUUCCUGCACACCCAGGUGGAGAUUUGCGUGGCACUGAUUCUUGCGAGUCCCUUUGAAAACACAGAGAAUGGAACGAUCACAGAUCAGGACGCCACAGGGGACAGUUUGUUAUUGAAACACCUUUUUAAAAAAUGUCAGUUAAUAGAACGGAUACUUGACGCUUGGGAUAUGAAUGAGAAGAAACAGGCGGAAGGAGGACGGCGGCAUGGAUACAUGGGCCACCUGACGAGAAUGGCCAACUGCAUCGUGCACAGCGCCGACAAAGGCCCCAACAGCAGCUCGGUGCAGCAGCUCAUCCGAGAUCUUCCAGAUGAAGUCAGGGAGCGAUGGGAGACGUUCUGCACAAGCUCCUUAGGAGAAACUAACAAGAGGAACACGGUAGAUCUAGUCACAGCCUGCCACAUUCACGCACCCAGUGACGAUGAGAUUGACUUUAAAGAAACGGGGUUCUCACAGGAUUCCUCUUUGCAGCAAGCCUUUUCUGAUUAUCAGAUGCAACAAAUGACGUCCAAUUUUAUUGACCAGUUUGGAUUCAACGAUGAGAAGUUUGCAGAUCAAGAUGAUAUUGGCAAUGUUUCUUUUGAUCGCGUAUCGGACAUCAACUUCACUCUGAAUACAAAUGAAAGUGGAAACAUUGCCUUGUUUGAAGCGUGUUGUAAGGAAAGAAUACAGCAGUUUGAUGACGGCGGCUCCGAUGAGGAAGACAUCUGGGAGGAAAAGCAUAUCGCGUUCACCCCAGAAUCCCAGCGACGGUCCAGCUCAGGCAGUACAGACAGUGAGGAGAGCACAGACUCAGAAGAGGAAGAUGGAGCCAAGCAAGACCUCUUUGAAUCCAGUAGUGCCAAUGCCGAAGAUAAAAUGGAGGUAGACUUGAAUGAACCACCCGGCUGGUCAGCCAACUUUGAUGUCCCCAUGGAGACAACCCAUGGUGCUCCCCUCGACUCGGUGGGCUCCGACGUCUGGAGCACGGAGGAGCCGAUGCCGGCCAAGCAGACAGGCUGGGCUUCGUUCUCGGAGUUCACGUCUUCCCUGAGUACCAAAGACACGCUGAGGAGUAACUCUCCCGUGGAGAUGGAGACCAGCGCUGAGCCCCUGGACCCGCUGACCAGCAGUGCGGCUGCCCUCACAGCACAGCCACAAGGGCCGGGCAGCGUGGCCAUGGAAGCCAGCUCUGACGGGGAGGAUGACACCGAGAGUCCAGACAAGGUAACUGAGACAGUGAUGAAUGGCGGCAUGAAGGAAACGCUCAGCCUCACUGUAGAUGCCAAGACAGAAACGGCGGUCUUCAAAAGUGAGGACGGAAAACUGUCUACCUCUCAAGACGCUGCUUGUAAAUACGUGGUGGAGGACAGUCCCGAGGUGCCGGAGACCAAGUCCGCAGCCCCCCAGCCUGCCAGCAGUUCCCCAGAGCAGAGGACUGACCAGCCAAGCAUGCCAGGGGACACGUCGGUCAAUGGCCCUGUAUGAUGAACAACAGCUGCUGCUGACUGAGGACCGCAGAUCGCCACCGCCCAGCACUCCGGAGCGCUCCGCGGAGCCUGCCAGGCCAAUCACUGCUGCACUCGCUCUGCAAACGAUCAGGGCCAGCAACUUUCUCCUCUGGAUCCUAGGACACUGGACAGAG